This is a messenger RNA of Colletotrichum gloeosporioides, 1953 nucleotides long. RefSeq lists its product as uncharacterized. The transcript has a single exon. NCBI's taxonomy places the organism in Eukaryota, Fungi, Ascomycota, Sordariomycetes, Glomerellales, Glomerellaceae. Bases 1 to 1953 code for a protein of 650 amino acids. Gene Ontology annotation, molecular function: dipeptidyl-peptidase activity. The record is from RefSeq and is a predicted model, not a curated record.
AUGAAAUCUCUCACUCUUUUCUCAUUCACAGCCUGUUUCUCCGUCAUUCUUGGUGCUGGCCAAGCUGCCGCCAACCCGCUCCUUCAGGCUUCUGAGCCAGAUGUAGUCCAAGGCACCAUACGCAUUCAUGGCGACGAUGCCUAUCCAGUCUUCAUGCGCCGACUACUGCCAACCGACGCACCAAGAGCACGUUACCCUGGGUUCAAGCAGGAAACCUUGCUCCUCAAGAACGGGACCAUUCGAAGGGAGGGGGCAAUGCCUCUGAGCUGUGACAUCGUGUUUGAAAGGGAUGUCCCGGUCACCCUUCGCGACGGCAUUACCAUCUACACAGACGUCUUCCGUCCGGUCGGAGAUCAACCUGUCCCAGCAAUUGUGGCUUGGAGUCCUUACGGAAAACAAAUCGGAGGCCAGUGGCUCGAUGACCUUGCGAACCGGUCGAAUGUUCCCCUUUCCCUUGUGUCCGAGCUGCAAAAGUUUGAGGCCCCUGACCCGGCCUACUGGGUAUCAAAGGGGUACGCCAUAUUGAACCCCGACGCCCGCGGAGCCUAUGCCUCGGAGGGUAACAUCACCUACUGGGGCCGCCAACUCGCCGAAGAUGGAUACGACUUUAUCGAAUGGGCCGCAGACCAACCAUGGAGCAAUGGCAAAAUAGGCAUGGCCGGCAACUCUUUUCUCGCAAUCUCACAGUGGCACAUUGCGGCGUCGCAACCCCCACACCUGGCAGCCAUUGCCCCCUGGGAGGGCGCUACGGAUAUCUUGCGAGCAGCAGCCACAUCGCUUGGACUUGGGAACUUGGGCUUCGAAGAGGCCGUCAUGACCACUUUCUCAGGAAAUAACUAUGUUGAAGACACCCCCAGGAUGAUGCUGAACAACAGUUUGGACAAUAUUUACUGGCGGAAUCGGAGCCCCCACUUAAGCAACAUCACAGUUCCAGCUUAUGUCGUGGCAAGCUACACUAACCUCGCGCACACUCACGGCACUUUUGACGGGUUUCGACACAUCAGCUCCGAUAAGAAGUGGCUUCGCGUGCACAACACUCAUGAGUGGCAGGACUUUUACGUCGAGGAACACACUGAAGAGCUGCGUGUCUUUUUCGAUCGUUUUCUUAAAGAUAGCCCGAACGACUGGGAGCAGACACCCCGAGUACGGAUUUCUGUUCUUGACCCCGGCUCCAAUGAUACUGUCGGUCGUGUUGUCGAGGACUGGCCUGUGCCGGAUCUGCAGUCUGCCACCCUCUUCCUCGGCUCCAACCGGACCCUCAGUCACCAUCUCAAUCCCUCAUCCACCUCCGUGUCCUACGAAAUCAACGCGAAUACCACUGGCGUGCUGUUCUCUUACACAGUCCCAGACCUUGUUGAGAUCAUCGGGUACGUCAAAGUCCGUCUUUGGGUGGAGGCGAAAGGCUCAGAUGAUCUGGAACUCGCUAUCACGGUCGAGAAGAGAGAUGCCCAAGGCAACCCGUUUCCACGUGUUGGUAGUGCAGAGAGUACCGAUCCUGCGGCACGUGGAAACAUUCGCGUUUCCCGCAGAGCACUCGACGAGACUCGUUCGACUCCAUCUGAGCCUUACCUGUUGCAUGAACGAGAGGACUUGCUCAGUUCAGGCGAAAUCGUUCCUGUGGACAUCGGCCUAUGGCCAACAGCUCUACGAUUCCAUCCGGGCGAGAGAAUAGUUCUCACAGUUUCUCCAACGGUGCUGACACCGUCAACUUUGGACAUGGGAUUUGGAGUUGCAGGCAUUGAAAUUCCGGAGGAAAAUGGAACCUAUGUCCCAGGUACAAGCCCUACUAUGCAGCAGCUGGGUGGGAACUAUACCAACCCUCUCUUCGUGGGAGCGCAGAGAACCAAGACCUCCACAACUCGCAACAAGGGGUCUCAUGUCCUCCACUUUGGUGGUAAAUUUGACAGCCAUGUUCUCUUGCCUUUGAACAUAACUAGCAUUCAGAGCUCUUGA